AUGUCGACCCUUGCCUUCGAGGAGGAUCCAGCUCUCUACAUCUUCACGUCACUGACGGCCGGGUCCUCGCACAUCGUUACGGCUACAUCACGUCUCGAAACCAUUCUACGUGCCAACCGAGUGCCUUUCAAGGCUGUCGACCUUGCGACAGACGAAAAGGCCAAGCGCCUGUGGGCGCGCAGAGCGGGCAAAGAUGAGGGCGGCCGUAUAAGAAAGCUGCCCGGCCUCUUUCAAGAAGGCUUUAUAGUAGGAGACCUUGUCGAGAUUGAAGAAUGGAACGAAUAUGGCGAAUUGAAACAACACGUCAAGAUCCACUACGACGAGCACACGGUACCAAACAUCCACAACAAACACCCCGCCCCCAAGCUGAAGCGCACCGUCAAGAAGACGACUGGCACUACAAAGGCCGCCACGGCGAUUUCUGGCGUUGCCGCCGCCGGCGCCGCGGCAGCAGGAGCAUCCAAAAAGACACCGGGCGAGAAGAGCGCGGACGCGGACGCGGCCGAGACAAAGGAGCUGCCGGUGCGGUCACUCGCCGCUGAAGCGGCGGCCAAGGCCAAGGAACUCAAGUCUAAGAGCUUGAGGGAAAAGGUGCACGGCGCGGAAAAGAAGGACGCUGUUGAAAAGAAAAAGGAUGGCGCCAAAGUAGAGACUGCGGCCAAGGAUGAUGUUGAGGAACGAGAAACCGAAAAGGGUACCAAAGAGGCUACAGAUAUAAAACAUGACGGUGAAAAGGUCGAAUCAAAGCAUGGUCUAGAUGGAGCUGCAGAAACACCCAAAGAAUAUGACGCUGAGAAAAAGACGGCUGCGGAUGAUACAAAGGCCGCCACGCCAAAAUCGAUAGCGAAAGGAAAGCCCGAUGAGGAGGACGAGGAUGAAAGCGACGACGAGGAAGAGGAAGAAGAUGCCAAGACGGAAGAAAAAGAGAAAUCAGGGCCAAAAUCCCCUGUUGUCGCUGCAGCUGUAGCUACCGUGGCUGCAGCAUCGUCUGCCGCGGCCGCGGCCGUUGCCGCCGUCACACCAACAGCCAAAAAGGACAAGGACAACAUCACGAGACCAAAGACGCCACCAAAGGCUCCCAACACUGAAUCGCCCACCGCCCAAAGCAAGACGGUGAGCGGCAGCUUGCAGUCGCCCACGAGUACGACAUGGAAGAGUGCCGGCCAUACGCCCCUGGUUGCGUCGUUGCAAAGUCCCACCAGCGGCAAGUGGCGACAGGCCGCCAAGGAAGAGGACGGCUCUGAUGAUGAGGAGGGGGAAGAUGAUAGCGAUGAAGAAGAUGACAGCGAGGAUGAAAAGCCAAAGGGUCUUGUAAGGAAGGUCGAGGCUGUCAAGCCGGUGGCGAAGCCGCGAGAAGACGAGGAAGAUGAGGAUAGCGAGGAUGACGAGAAAGAUGACGAGGACAGCGAUGACGAUGAUGGUGAUGAGAAGAAGGCUACAGCAGGAAACCCUGCGCCAGCGAAGACUGCGGAAGCCGCAAAGCCUGUAGAAGCAGCAGAGCCUGUAGAAACGCCAAAGCCUGUGGAGGCGGCAAAGUCUACGGAAGCGGCAAAGCCUGUAGAAGUGGCAAAGACAUCAACGGCAGCCAAACCAGCCGACCCUGACGAGGACGAUGAAGACGAGGACGAGGACAGGGAGGACUCUGACGGGGACGAGCCUGCGGCGAAGAAGUAG
This is a messenger RNA of Akanthomyces muscarius, 1674 nucleotides long. RefSeq lists its product as uncharacterized. The transcript has 2 exons. The record is from RefSeq and is a predicted model, not a curated record. The coding region runs from base 1 to 1674 and encodes 557 amino acids. Gene Ontology annotation, cellular component: cytoplasm. NCBI's taxonomy places the organism in Eukaryota, Fungi, Ascomycota, Sordariomycetes, Hypocreales, Cordycipitaceae.